AACAUGUUUGUCUGUACUUCCACUGCGAAUGAGUUAUUUACUGGCAUAUAAAUUAUGACGGACCCGUCUGUCUUAUUUGAAUAACAAAGAUGCCAAAGAAGGGCAGAAGAGUGAAGAAGUGUGAUGGACAGGAGGAGGAGGAGGAUGUACCUGUGAAGCAGAUGAAGAUGGGGAACCCGCUGUGCUUCGACUCUCCGAGGGAUUUCUUCCAGAGUCUGAUCAGUCCGGUCGGCGUGGACCAGUUCUUCCUUCAGUACUGGGAGCAGAAGCCACUGGUCCUGCAGCGCAACGAUCCGGCUCUGGCCUCGUACUUCCGCUCGCUGUUCCAGCUGUCCGACGUCAGGCAGCUCUGCGCUCGCGGCCUGCGAUACGCCAGAGACCUCAACGUGUGCCGCUGCGUCGACGGCCAGAAGAGAGUGCUGAAUAAAGACGGGAAGGUGAAGUUCAGCCAGCUGAAGAAGGACCUGGAGGAGAGCAGAGCCACCAUACAGCUGCACCAGCCUCAGAGGUUCAAGGACGAGCUGUGGCGUAUUCAGGAGCGGCUGGAGUGCUUCUUCGGGUCGCUGGUUGGAUCUAACAUCUACAUCACGCCUCGUGGCUCUCAGGGUCUGCCGCCGCACUACGACGACGUCGAGGUGCUGAUCCUUCAGCUGGAGGGACAGAAACACUGGAGGCUUUACCAGCCCACCGUCCCUCUGGCCCGCGAGUACAGCCUGGAGCCCGAGCACCGCAUCGGCCCCCCCACACACGACUUCAUCCUGCAGGCUGGUGAUUUGCUGUAUUUCCCCCGAGGAACGAUUCACCAGGCCGACACUCCUUCAGACGUGGCUCAAUCCACACACCUCACGCUCAGCACUUACCAGAACAUGUCGUGGGGCGACUUCAUGCUGGACGUGUUUCCCGGGUGUGUGUUGGACAGCAUGAGACGUGAACACGGGAUGCGCUGCGGUCUUCCUCGUAACGUCCUCACGUCUGCCAGCGUGGCUCCUGAGGUUAAUAAGCAGGUGUGUGUGUUUCUGCGGCGUUUGGCUGAUGAUGUCGAGCGGGGGAAUCAGGAGUUGCGCUCCAGCGCUAUGAAGAGAGACUUCGUCUGCCACCGACUGCCACCGUUCCAGCAGGACCGGGCCGGCGCUGAUCCUGUUGGGAAACCGCCCUCGCUGGAGGACACUGUGUGUUUGCGGUUUAAAGAGCAUCUUCUUCUAACAGUGGAGCCCAGUCAAGAGAACACUGACGAGGCCACCGAGCUGGUCGUGUUUGUGUUACAUUCUUUAAAGAACAAGAGAGAAACACACAUGAUGGGAGCAUCUGAUGACGACGAAGAUGAAGACGAUGAUGAAGAUGAAGAUGAAGAUGAUGAAGAUGAGGUCGUCUCACAGGGUCUGCGGUUCCCCGUGUCUCAUCUGUCGGCGCUGAAGCAGCUGCUGAACUCGGAGUGUGUUGCGGCUGCGCAGCUGCAGCUCCAGGAUGAGGAUAAACUGGGGCUGAUGCUGGGACUGUGGAGCGAAGGCCUGAUGAGCGUCUGCCACACAACAUGAACGACUACACACACCGCCACACAACAUGAACGACUACACACACCGCCACACAACAUGAACGACUACACACACCGCCACACAACAUGAACGACUACACACACCGCCACACAACAUGAACGACUACACACAACGCCACACAACAUG
This is a messenger RNA of Rhinichthys klamathensis goyatoka, 1679 nucleotides long. It is a transcript of the gene riox2, whose product is annotated as ribosomal oxygenase 2. Gene Ontology annotation, molecular function: histone H3K36 demethylase activity; histone H3K4 demethylase activity. Lineage: Eukaryota; Metazoa; Chordata; Actinopteri; Cypriniformes; Leuciscidae. The transcript has 10 exons. Gene Ontology annotation, cellular component: nucleolus. The coding region runs from base 90 to 1535 and encodes 481 amino acids. The record is from RefSeq and is a predicted model, not a curated record.